GGCGAUGUUUUGUAUGUACGCAAGCAGAUAAAAAGGGAGAAAAAUCGCGCAAACUGGUUCAUUGCGGUCAAAAAUACAUACGAACGAAGAUACGAAGGAAAUAAAGGAAAAAACUAUUUUUUUGGCGCACCUUAAGUGCUAGCCUAAAGAAUUUACUUUGUUUUCUAUUUUAGUUAGAGCGGCAGUUUCUAACAUUCCAAAAAAUUAGUUAGAACAUAUCGACGCUAAUCACGACAAAAUCGCGAAUGGUAAAAAUACCGUGAAUCAUUAACUGCCGAUAGUGUUAAAUAGAGAGUUGCUAGGAAGGAAAGGAAUCACGAGGUUGUGUAGUGAAGCAGAAUAUCGAUUUGGUGCAGCAUUUCCACGGAUUUGAACGGGAGUCUUACGGCUCGUUUAUAACGCGUGGAGGUGUGGAGGGAUCUUCGCUUGAGGCGGGCACGAGCAGGUGGAUCACAAGCCGUGAUGCAAUACCAAUAAUGCAGGUGCGGGACCAUUUCGCGACUGAUUCGAACUAUAGAUCCAGGGCUGCAAUAGUAACUACUGGCAACGAAGGUGAGACCUUUUGGCAACGAGACAUACUAAAUCGCUACUAUCGGGAAUUUAUGCUUCGAUUUUCGCAAGCGGAAACGCUGCGUUUGCAAGAGGCUGAGAAAAAGCGCAAGAUCCACGAAAUGCAACAACAAAGACGACAACGAAUCAAAGUACUAGAGCGUGAAUGGUGUUAUCUCAACGAUUGUGAGAGGCUUGAGCUCCAAAAGGAUGAAGAACGGUGCCGGGCAACAAAUCGUUCGGGCGCACCAAGUUUUAAUCAACCGGGAUACGAGCAUAUGCACAAUUCGCAAUUCGUUGAGAGGUAUGAUGAUGAAAGGCCCGGAGACACUUCUUGGGGUCAACCCGCAAUCCCACCGUGUAUUGACCUCGACCGCGAUGAUGACGCAAAAUGGAAGCACAGCGAUGACAUCACAACUACACACACAAUCUCCGAGAAACGUCACUAUCGCGCGACGAUACACAAUAUACACAAAUCUGAAUCGUUCACUAACACCAACAACGCGAUAACGCACACGAACACUGCUUUGGAGGAUACGUUUAUCGAAGCUCAUCACCGACUCUGGCUGCGUCCUGAUGGGUUGAAAGAUGUUCCAAUUGGCGUUGGGACCGCUAUUGAAAGGCAAAAGCUGAUCGUGAAACCUGAUGCUGAAAAACCAUCGGAGUCAGGUGUCCACUCUGAACCCUGCUUAGCAAGCUCGCUCGAUAAAGACAUACAACGGCUAAGAUUGAAACCGCGUCAUGAGAAGCUGCGAUUAUGGAAGCGACGUUUGAAAGAGGAGACUACUUCGGGCGGGGGAUCGAACUGUGUCCCACGUUCGACAGCGAAGGACAAUUCUAUCACGCAAUCCAAAGGGAUUGUCCCUUUCGUGAUGGUUCUUGGUGUUAUACUUUUCCGGCGGCAGUUUCAUGGGACAACAACAGUGGUGUGGUGGUACGUACGGCUGAAACAAACACUCUUUUUAAUUUCAGUUGUAAUGGACAAUAAACGAUCGAUGGGAUACUUAUAUCAAAUCACCGGAGCAUUCCAUGGACCAAACUAGUGCUGGGUUCAGUCGAUAAAAAGCUGCGCGAGCAUCCGUGCGUAGACCGCGUGUGAGGAAGGGAGGUGUGAGGUAGGCAGCGCACGGUAUCCCGUAUAGCAAUAGUAUCAAGAUACACAGCGUGAACUUUAGGAUGCGAGUGCUAUCGGUUAUACAGAUACGUGCGAGACGAAACAAUACGCACGUGUAAUAUGCGGCCGGGUUAUUUUGCGUAGAAACAAUAGUAAGGACGACAGGAGCCAAAUCAAGUUGCAAGCCACCCCUUUGUUUAACAAAGCGGCUUAGAUAGAAAAGCACGAUUAACCAGCGGAAGAUAAACAAACAUCAACUGACAGUCGAGCUAGGAGUGAGAGACAGUUAACGUGAUCUAGAUCACUUGUUAGAAAGAGAGCUAACUGUAUCACACUCGGGGGGACAAUUUUGGAAACUGUUGUAAGGUUUCCAACGGACUGUCAGCUGAGGCGAUGUUUUGUAUGUGCGCAAGCAGAUAAAAAGGGAGAAAAAUCGCGGAAACUGGUUCAUUGCGGUCAAAAAUACAUACGAACGAAGAUACGAAGGAAAUAAAGGAAAAAACUAAUUUUUUGGCACACCUUAAGUGCUAGCCUAAAGAGUUUACUUUGUUUUCUAUUUUAGUUAGACCGGCAGUUUCUAAGCAUUGUUAUAAUUAUAAUACGUGAAGUUGUUACAGCUGUUAAAGCUGAUUGCUGUUAAAAAUGAUAGCCUAAUAGUAAUAAUAUAAUUUAUUUAUACUCAUGAAUUAUCAAUGAGUGCUAUCUUUGCAAUUACUGCUCUUUUUUAUGUUUGUUCAAAAAUUGUUGCUUUUCUAAUUAUCAUGUAAAAAAAACGAUAUUAAGACAUGAUAAUCUAUUAAUUUGCUCAUCCACGGCGAUUAAAACAGGUGUUCAAAAAUGUUGCUUGGGUUUGUGGUAAACAGGCGUUACGCGUAACGCUAGCGUAACGUAGAGGGCUGAGCCUUACUUUUACCUCAAUUUGCUUAUCCACGACGAUUAAACCAGGCGUUCAAAAAUGCUGCUUGGGUUUGCGCUAGACAGAUGUUACUCGUAACGCUAGCGUAAUGUAGAGGGCUGAGCGUUACUUUUCCCAAAUAAUUCAUUAUGCGAUCUAUGAGGUCCCAGGGUGUUUGUCCUGGAUAGUAACUGGGAAACAUUUUAAUGAUAACGGAAGCUGGGGAACAAUUACCAAAUGUACAAACCAAAAUGUAAGCAUCGCUAGCGGAGCAUCGCUAAGUCAGUAUACCAAAUGAAGUCAGUAUCCCAAGAAAAUAUAUAGCAUUCAGUUAACAGCAUAGAUUUUGGAGGUGGAGUUAAUUUCUUCAUGUUCAUAGCACCCUGAUAGCAAAUCUUGCAGAAAGUAUUUGGUGGGUAUGAGUUAAAUCGAAUUAAACAGUUUUGAAGAGUUAAGCAAUCGGUUUGAUCUGAUACUGCAUAGGGCCGAGAAACGUGGAUCCCCGGACGUGUUGGUGAAUGGUGCAGAUAGAGAGAAGGAAAUAUUCACUGUAAUAUGCCUAUCACUUCAAUAACAGGAGAGCCAAUGAACUAGCGCCCCAUUUACUCCAUAGCUUGAUAGUUUUGAAAUAAGCAUUGAGUGAUUUACGGAUUCAAAGGCAACAUUGACGCUGUUGGCUGUUAUAAUAAAUUCAUAAACUUUAUGUAAACGGUGUAGUUUUUUUCAUCCGAUUUCCUUCUUUUGAUGAGUUAUCCCAAGUAUACAUGAACGAUGCGCAUGUAUUAGUCAGAUUAGAGCUGAUGCAAAAAACGGUAUGAUCCACGCGGCGAUUAUUGCUUCAAAAGGAUGAGAGGUUUCUCUAAAAAAAAUAUUUUUAUAAGAAAAUUUAGAUAAAAAAAUGCAAGAGAGAAAAAUGAUUCAUUUUAACCAACGCUUCAAUCGUUGCUUUUGCGAACGCUUCAAACGCAUACGUAUAAGAUAAAAAAUCACACUCACAAAACGCCAUCUCAUGUAAAUGCACUGAAUAUACAGCAGUGUGAGUGCUUGUUAUGCGAGUAAAAUGUUAUACGCACACCAUUCGAAGCCAUCAUAGACAUUUUUUCUCUCAAAUAAAACAUUUUAAUGUUGCGAAAGACACAGCUCUUGAGUAAUGUAUUGUGGUCCUGAAAAGGACCGUUUGAUUUGAGACUCCACAUGGAAGUUUUAUAGAGA
Anopheles coluzzii is the source of this 3770-nucleotide messenger RNA. RefSeq lists its product as uncharacterized. The coding region runs from base 477 to 1592 and encodes 371 amino acids. The record is from RefSeq and is a predicted model, not a curated record. The transcript has 2 exons. NCBI's taxonomy places the organism in Eukaryota, Metazoa, Arthropoda, Insecta, Diptera, Culicidae.